Molecule: messenger RNA, 1095 nt
Organism: Plasmopara halstedii
Lineage: Eukaryota; Oomycota; Peronosporomycetes; Peronosporales; Peronosporaceae
Exons: 1
Coding region: 25-213 (62 amino acids)
Source: RefSeq, a predicted model, not a curated record
CUUUAUUAGCUAAUAGAGUUUGAAAUGAUUCGUGAAGUCUCGCUACAAGACUUGAUGAGCGGACAUGGAGCUGAAAUAAUGAAAAUUCUCUCACUAUUGUUACAUCCAGUGAGGCUCUCGGCUUUAAUAGUCAGCAUGUUUGAGGUUUGCAAAAUUCUUUUGGAUCAUAUCAAGGUUUCUCAUACCAAAUUCCUUCAAGGAAAACAGAUGUAAUGGAUUUACUGCUUGAGAUAUAUUCGAGUUGUCCAUGACAGAGGGCUAUUCUGUUAGCAUAUACUUACAAACACGCCAUCUGCAUUGGGCGCAUUUAAAGCUUGCGAAGAAUCGCAUGACCAUGUAUCAUAUCAGACAUAGUGUUAGAAAUAAGGUUCUAUUGGGCUGCUAGUAAAUUGAGAUGAUAAGUUACACAAGACAUUUACCAGCAACGCAAUCAACCCCAAAUCUUUAACCUAGUUAACAAGCCGUCCAACCACCGGCAAGCGAUAAUCUUCGCGGUCCUGAACAUCGAUUCAGUAUGCGAAAAAUUGGCGCUCUAACGCGUGGCAAGCGAAAGACCAUUUAAGAGAACCGACUACAGAAUUUUUGGCCUUUUCAAAGCGAUGCUAACCCUUAGUUGUUUUUCGAAUGUCAGAUCUUGAAUGAUUAUGCCUAAUCCAGAAGCUAUAUCAACUAGACUGUCUGACUGCUGCAGAUAUAAAUGCUGAUUAAUACACACUCAUCAAAAAUAUAUUUGUAUUUUAAGUGGCGGGAAUAAGCAACUCUAUCAAGUCUGUGAAAAUGUACACACUUACUGAAGAGUUGACAGGAAAUAUUUCUCCACAACCUGUGAGUCAAAUAUGUUGGUACUGCAGAUUCUAAGUUAUUGCUCAAUGUAUUUUUUAGUCCUUGACUUGUUGUUGUUGAGACGAGUUCUGUGCGAUAUGACAAAUGACAAAUCUUCCAAGAAAUCUUCACACUGUGCUCCAUAAUUUUCACCACCUCAAGAGACCAUCCGUACCGCGAAUGUACAUUCUGCUGUCUAUGGACAAGGACACGCUAUUUGGCUUUAUAGAAAGAAGUAUGCGAAGUUGCUCAAAACUUUUUGAAUCCUCCAUU